CGACCAUGUCAUAACCACGUCAUCCCACGUUCACUAAAAAACUCUGCCUCGUCAUAAAUCAAGAAAACUAUACAGUGAAAUAGUAAUAAAUACCAGUAUUAGAUAUCAAAAGAUAAGCAGAGACCGAAAAAAAUUGUAGUUUAGUCAAGGAGUGAUCUUCCACAAAAGUGUCUAUAAAUAGUAGCCUUCUCAUUUACUUUCAUUCACUCAUCAAAACACUUCACACAGCAAAUCAAACUAAAGAAAUCAAGAAAGAGAAAGAAACACGCUUCAUUACAAUGGCUGCUAAAGUAUACAUUGUUUACUACUCUACUUACGGGCAUGUUGAAAGACUCGCACAAGAGAUCAAGAAAGGAGUCGAAUCCAUACCAGAAGUCGAGGCUAAACUUUGGCAGGUCCCCGAAACUCUGACGAACGAUAUUCUCACGAAAAUGGGGGCCCCACCAAAGAACAACAACGUGCCGGUUAUUAGCCCAAACGAACUUGUGGAUGCCGACGGCAUCAUAUUCGGUUUUCCGACAAGAUUCGGAAUGAUGGCCGCUCAAUUCAAAGCAUUUUUCGACUCGACCGGUGGUUUAUGGAGGACUCAGGCACUCGCCGGAAAACCCGCCGGAAUAUUUUACAGCACCGGAUCUCAAGGCGGCGGCCAAGAAACCACACCAUUAACAGCCUUAACACAACUUACUCAUCAUGGCAUGAUAUUCGUGCCUAUUGGCUACACGUUUGGAGCCGGGAUGUUUGAAAUGGGGGAAAUUAAAGGCGGGAGCCCUUAUGGUGCCGGGACAUUUGCAGGGGAUGGGUCGAGACAGCCCUCUGGAAUCGAACUCGAGCAAGCUUUUCACCAGGGAAAACACAUUGCAGCCAUCACUAAGAAGCUCAAACAAACUGCUUAAUGUGGGCUAUGAAUAAAUUCGCGAUUCAUUAAAUAAAUUUGUGUGCUUUC
Messenger RNA from Striga asiatica, 943 nucleotides. NCBI's taxonomy places the organism in Eukaryota, Viridiplantae, Streptophyta, Magnoliopsida, Lamiales, Orobanchaceae. The record is from the annotation of a GenBank genome assembly.